Messenger RNA from Stylophora pistillata, 2598 nucleotides. RefSeq names its product protein-glucosylgalactosylhydroxylysine glucosidase. Gene Ontology annotation, molecular function: hydrolase activity, hydrolyzing O-glycosyl compounds. Lineage: Eukaryota; Metazoa; Cnidaria; Anthozoa; Scleractinia; Pocilloporidae. Gene Ontology annotation, biological process: carbohydrate metabolic process. The record is from RefSeq and is a predicted model, not a curated record.
AGUCAAAGGCAUGGCGUCCGCAAAUGAAGUGAUUAUCGCUUUGUCAAUGGUUUGCUUCUUUCGUACUGUUCACGCUGCACCAAAUGCAACAAACUUUGAGUCAUCGAGCCUUCCGUAUGAUCCUCGAUUGCACCCGAGUGUUGGUAAUGGAUAUUUGGCCACUACAGUUUACAGCGACACGGUUUACGUGUCUGGGAUCUUCAACGGGAGGGGGACACAAAGCCCGAGUCACAGAGCGAGAAUUCCUUCGACGUCGGCGAUCGUCGUACGAACCAAUAUCUCCUCUAAUGCCACUGACGAGCUCUUCAGCCUCAAUGUGGCAGAAGGAGUGUUCUAUCACCGGCUACACAUAGAUAACUUCACCUUGGAACAGCGAAUUUAUGCUCAUCGCGUUUAUCAGCAUUUGCUUGUCACGGAGAUAGCCUGGCAAAACAACAUGCAUGACACAGUCAGUUUGUUUAUGAGCAAUGUAUAUGGACCGCCGAGCGUUGAUAUUGAUUUCAAAAGAGGCGAUUUUUCGCGUCAAUCUCGGGAUGACCCCAAGAUCAAUUCCAUGUCUGGGUACAUUAAGAUAACAGAGGAGCCGAUCAGUCCGAGGGAGGGGGUGGCGGUUGUUUGGGGAGAUAUACCCCCCCGUUUAGACAUCCCUCCUUCCUCGAAGACUCAAACCUAUUACUUCAUCACGGCAAUAGCGACCAGUUUAGACGCCAAGGAUUUCUUGACAAGCGCCCACCAGGCUUAUACGGAGGCUAUGGAACAACCGGAAACACUCCUCGAGAGUCACAUUCAGGCUUGGAAAGAAGUUUGGGACGCUGGAAGCAUUGAAGUGGAAGGCAAUCUUACACUGGCCCAGUCAGUUUCCGGGAGUCUUUAUUACACACUUAGCUCCCUUCGUCCCUCGAGGAUAUUCGGUCUGAGUCCCGGAGGCCUGGCUACUGAUGGUUAUGAUGGUCACGUGUUCUGGGAUCAGGAGACGUGGAUGUUUCCCCCGCUUCUCCUUUUACACCAAGAUUUGGCGCGGACGUGUCUCGCCUACAGGUUUGAGCGACUCCAGGCAGCUGAAGAAAAGGCCAAGAAAUAUGGAUUCCAAGGAGCUAUGUUCCCAUGGGAAAGUGCCGUAACUGGUUCAGAGGUGUGCCCCGGGGAGAUUUAUUCCGAUUACGAGCAGCACAUCACGGGCGACAUUGCAUUCGCAGUCAGGCAGUUGUGGAUGGCAUCAGGAGAUCAACAAUGGCUUCAGCACCAGGCCUUUCCCCUCAUUCGAGCCACUGCGGAAUUCUGGGCGAGUCGCGCGACCUAUAACGACUCUAAAAGAGGUUACGUCAUCUACAACGUUAUGCCACCGGACGAAGAUGCUGAGGUAGUGAAUAAUUCGGCCUACACAAACACGAUCGCGAAACUAAAUCUCGAAUUCGCCUACGAGGUCCUACCGAAUGCCUCCGAAAAGUGGAAAACGAUAGCACAGAAUAUGUACAUACCGUUUGAUUCUACAAACGACUAUCAUCCCGAGUACGAUGGGUACCGAGGGAUCGAAGUUAAACAAGCCGACGUAAUUCUACUCGGAUAUCCACUAAUGGUAAACAUGAGCUUACAGUUACGACAAAAUGAUCUGAGUUUCUACGAGCCCAGGACGAAUCCGCGGGGGCCCGCCAUGACCAAAUCUAUGUUCGCUAUUAACUGGUUGGAUAUCGGGGAAAAUUCUAAAGCGGAGAAGUCAUUCAAUGCUAGCUACGUAAACGCGAAGGUUCCCUUCAUGGUUUGGACCGAGGGAGCGGACGGUGGAGGUGCUGUGAACUUCAUCACAGGAGCAGGUGGAUUUCUUCAAUCCAUUCUGUCCGGUUAUGGCGGACUGCGUCUACGCAAUGAAAGACAACUUCAAUUCAACCCCAAGCUUCCACCCGGGUGCACGGGAUUAAAUUUCGUUGGAAUCGAUUACCAUGGAAACAGCAUAGACUUUGUGGUUGGUUCAUCGCAUUCGCAGAUUAUCGUUACAGCACGUCAAGAAUCAGCCCCUGUUCUCCAGUUGACUGUUCUCAGUUCACAGGAGAAGUAUCGUUUAAAGAUUAGGGAGAAAAUUAAAGUGUCCAAUGAACCAAUCAUUAUAAACCCUCUCAACACCAACGAAGUAAUCUGGUAACAAGUUUUCGUGAACACAAUAUUGACUUGAACAGUCAACGGAUCCUUCCUUGAAUUAUCAAAUGGAGAUCACAUACACCAGGAAGCAACAGUUUCAUAGCAGGAUUUCGCCAAGACAAUUUUAUCCUAAAUGCUUAUUAGAGGAUAAGCUGAGUUCCACGCGUAAUAUGAUCGAUUCUUACUUAUGCUCUAAUGGAGCACAGUCGCAUAGAUGAUAUCACCGCUGAUAUUUUGUUUAUGAUCAUAUAUAACAAAUAGAUAUUCCAUGAUGCCGCGGGUCUGUACAAUAACAGAUCAUAGAAGACGGGAAAAUGUGAUAAGAACAUCCGUGACGCAUUCGGCUGCGCCUCUGCGACACUUUUUUGUUCUUACUACAUUUUGACGUCAUCGGUCAUCUACUACUUAUCAGACGUUCGGCAACGUGAAAUUUAUUUGUUAAAAAUUUCACGGGCUUGUUCUUGG